Messenger RNA from Anolis carolinensis (green anole), 1411 nucleotides. Its product is annotated as leucine--tRNA ligase, cytoplasmic-like. The transcript has 15 exons. NCBI's taxonomy places the organism in Eukaryota, Metazoa, Chordata, Lepidosauria, Squamata, Anolidae. Gene Ontology annotation, biological process: leucyl-tRNA aminoacylation. The record is from RefSeq and is a predicted model, not a curated record. Gene Ontology annotation, molecular function: ATP binding; leucine-tRNA ligase activity; aminoacyl-tRNA deacylase activity. Bases 33 to 1211 code for a protein of 392 amino acids.
CUAUUUAUUCACCCAAAGAUGGACAACCAUGCAUGGACCAUGACAGACAAACUGGGGAGGGUGUAGGACCUCAAGAAUAUACCCUGAUCAAAAUGAAGGUGGUAGAACCUUACCCUGUGAAGUUAAGUGGCCUUAAGGGAAAGAAUAUUUUUUUGGUAGCUGCAACUCUCAGACCAGAGACCAUGUUUGGGCAAACUAAUUGUUGGGUUCGCCCUGACAUGAAGUAUAUUGGUUUUGAGACCCUGAAUGGGGAUAUUUUUAUUUGCACGCAGAGAGCUGCCAGGAAUAUGUCCUAUCAAGGCUUUACAAAGAUAAAUGGAGUAGUGCCUGUUGUGAAGGAACUGAUGGGAGAGGACAUUCUUGGGGCUCCACUUUCUGCUCCUCUAACAUCCUACAAAGUCAUCUAUACCCUUCCUAUGUUGACUAUUAAGGAAGACAAAGGCACCGGUGUGGUUACAAGUGUCCCAUCUGAUUCUCCAGAUGACAUUGCAGCCCUGAGAGACUUAAAAAAGAAACAGCCCUUCCGAGCAAAGUAUGGCAUUAAAGAUGACAUGGUCCUCCCAUUUGAACCAGUGCCUGUCAUUGAGAUCCCUGGCUAUGGCCAACUUUCUGCUCCAAUGAUCUGUGAUGAGCUGAAAAUCCAGAGUCAAAAUGACAGAGAGAAACUAGUCGAAGCCAAGGAAAGACUAUACCUAAAAGGAUUUUAUGAGGGUAUAAUGCUUGUGGCUGAAUUCAAGGGCCAGAAGAUUCAAGAUGUAAAGAAGAUUAUUCAGAAGAAGAUGCUGGAUGUAGGUGAAGCUAUGAUCUAUAUGGAGCCAGAAAAACAAGUCAUGUCAAGAUCUGCCGAUGAGUGUGUGGUGGCUCUUUGUGAUCAAUGGUACUUGGAUUAUGGUGAAGAAACAUGGAAGAAACAGACUCAUGAAUGCCUGAAAAAUCUUGAAAUAUUUUGUGAAGAGACAAGAAGAAAUUUUGAAGCUACUCUAGACUGGCUGCAGGAACAUGCAUGUUCAAGAACAUAUGGAUUAGGUACUCGUUUGCCUUGGGAUGAGCAGUGGCUGAUAGAAUCUCUCUCUGAUUCAACUAUCUACAUGGCCUUCUAUACAGUGGCUCAUCUCCUACAAGGGGGCAAUCUCCGUGGACAAGGAGAGUCUCCAAUGAGGAUCAGUCCAUGCUUGAUGGUUUGUCAGAUCUCCCUAAGUGGUAUGGAAUAAAAGAAAUGCAAGCCAAUUGGCUAGGAGACUGCACUGGAUGCUACUUUGAGUUUAUUUUGAAGGUUAAUAACAAAUCAACAGGAGAGAAAAUAGCAGCCUUUGCAUAUGUACCUGAAGCCAUUUAUGGUAUGUCUUAUUUACAUAUCUUACCUGACCACAGACUGUUACAUGGAAAUAGCAGUCUAAAGGAAGCCUUCCAG